Diprion similis is the source of this 5211-nucleotide messenger RNA. It is a transcript of the gene Klp31E, whose product is annotated as kinesin-like protein KIF21A. The record is from RefSeq and is a predicted model, not a curated record. Gene Ontology annotation, biological process: mitotic spindle organization; microtubule-based movement. The transcript has 15 exons. Lineage: Eukaryota; Metazoa; Arthropoda; Insecta; Hymenoptera; Diprionidae. Gene Ontology annotation, molecular function: microtubule motor activity; microtubule binding; ATP binding. Bases 393 to 4883 code for a protein of 1496 amino acids.
UGUCUGUCUUAAACUCGUAUCGAAAGACAGUAGACUGUAGUCACUGUAGAAACAGUAAAAUCAGUCGAGCCGUCGUAGUGACAGUGGCACACGAUGCGCGGUAACAUUUUGUUCAAGCUAUGAAGAGGGUGUUAAACAACCGUAAGGGUUAAUCAAUUCCCCAAGGCCGGCCGUAUGAUACGCCGAUACCGGUCUUUAAAUUAUAAAUCCCACAAAUUGUUGGAUUACUUUUUCUCUUUUGCUAUUCUUCGCUUCAUGCGGAUAGCGCCGAGCAGCCACAAUACCUACGGAGAUCCGACUUCUACCUCAAUUACGUAGAAAAGUGCAGUUGUUUCUAAAUUUUAACCGCUGCAGUCAGUGGUUGCACAUUUUACAACAAUCGCGCUCGGCAAAUGAUGGCUGAUGAUUCGAGCGUUCGAGUGGCCGUCAGGAUACGGCCUCAGGUUGCUCGUGAGGUUAUAGACAUGUGCAGAGUAUGUACACAGGUACCGCCGGGAGAGCCGCAGGUUUUUCUUGGCCCGGACAAAGCUUUCACGUAUGAUCAUGUUUUUGAUACUGGUGUCGGACAAAAUACCAUAUAUGAGGCUUGUGUUGCACGUCUGGUGGACGGUGCUCUAGAUGGCUACAACGCUACUGUUCUUGCUUAUGGUCAAACUGGCUCUGGAAAAACCUACACCAUGGGAACAGGUUUCGAUGUCGAAGUAGACGACAGUGUGAUCGGCAUCAUUCCUAGAGCCAUUACACAGUUAUACAAUGGGAUAUUAGAAAAGCAAGAGCGUGCCAGAGAACGUGGGCAAAUGCCACCAGAGUUUAAGGUGACGGCACAAUUUCUCGAAUUAUACAACGAAGAACUCAAGGAUUUAUUAGAGCCAGGUGGUCCAAGGGGAGGAGCUCGUAUUCACGAAGACACUACAGGAAGUAUUCAUUUGACAGGUGUAGAGCCAAGAAUUGUGACGAGUCCGGAAGAUGCUUUGGAGUGUUUGCGACUUGGAGCUCUCUCUCGCACAACUGGCUCAACGCAAAUGAAUACACAGUCUUCAAGGUCCCAUGCAAUAUUUACACUGCAUGUCAAACAGCAACGUUGUGUAAAAGUUGAAGACCCUGAUGCAGACGUUGACACUAGCGGCACCGAACCUGCUAGUGAGUUUGAAACACUAACUGCUAAGUUUCAUUUUGUCGACUUGGCAGGGUCAGAAAGACUUAAACGAACUGGAGCUACCGGAGAAAGAGCUAAAGAAGGAAUUUCUAUCAAUUGUGGCUUGUUGGCACUUGGUAAUGUAAUCUCAGCCCUUGGAGAUACAACGAAAAAAGCCCUCCAUGUUCCGUAUCGAGAUUCCAAGCUAACGAGGCUGCUGCAGGACUCGCUGGGUGGAAAUAGCCAAACGGUUAUGAUAGCAUGUGUCUCGCCCAGUGAUCGUGAUUUCAUGGAAACACUGAGUACUUUGAAAUAUGCUAAUAGAGCAAGAAACAUAAAGAACAAAGUGACAAUAAAUCAAGACAAAAGUUCGCGAACAAUUGCUUCUCUUCGCAGAGAAAUACAGCAGCUACAACUUGAAUUAAUGGAGUACAGGCAGGGCAAGAGAGUGGUCGGUGAGGAUGGUGUGAACGAUGCUUGGCACGAGAAUCAAAUGCUGAACAGUGAAUUGACCAGUCUUCGUACUAGAGUCAAAGCUCUUUCUGAAACUGUGGAAGCUCUUACAGCCAAGAAUGCUCUUCUAUUAGCAGAGAAAGCAGCAGGUCAUUGGCUAGCAUCCGGAGGAAGUGGCAGUGAUGAUGUGACCAGCUUAGUGCAAGGCUAUUUGCAAGAAAUAGAAGAACUGCGAGCUCGACUACUCGAAGCAGAGGCGAUGUAUCAGCAGUUGAAAAAACGACAAGUUCAGGUUAAUGCAGCUAAUAUGUAUGGUGAACCCUCCUAUGUAUUUCAUAACGACUCUUCUGCUGUCCUGGCAGAAGCUAAGAAAGAACUUCAGAAAGAAAUUAACACGUUGGCAGCAUUAAAAGAGCAGCAUACACCUAAUUCUAACACUUCUGCAAAAGUAGAAGGAGAAGAUGGAGAACAGGAGGAAAAUGAUAACGUUCACGAAUUCAUGAGCGAAGAUGAAUCUGAUGACGAUGCAGAUCGAAAAGAAGAAGAUGAAGAGGAGGAAGCUAUGGGGCGAGAGUUAGAAGCUCUGACGUCGGACAUAGACGUUAAGCAGCGUUUAAUUCAAGAAUUGGAAUUGUCGCAAAGAAGGCUGCAAACAAUGAAACAACACUACGAAGACAAAUUGAAUCAAUUGCAAGCACGUAUUAAAAAUACGACUGAAGAACGAGAUAAAGUACUGUCAUCUUUACAGCAACACCCUGCUCCGCCAACUGAGAAAGUUAAAAAAUUACGGGAUGAGUACGAGCGAAAAUUAUCGUCAAUGCAAAAAGAGAUGCGAUUACUUCAGUCAGCCAAAAAAGAACAUGCCCGAUUAUUACGCAGUCAAUCUCAAAGUGAGAACAGGCUUAGAGGAUUGAGAAAUGAGUUGGCAGAGAUGAAGAGAGCAAAAGUUAAGCUACUGAACAAGAUGAGAGAAGAGGCACAGAGGCAUAAGGAGAAUGAGUUGAGACGCAAUAGAGAGAUAGCUCAAUUGCGUAAAGAAAGUCGUAAAAAUGCGAAUAUGAUUAGGAAUUUAGAGGCAGAUAAAAAAAUGAAAGAAGUAGUAUUACGAAGAAAGCAGGAAGAGGUAACGGCACUCAGGAAACGAGAUAGAGGUUUGAGUCAGAAGGCAGCUGGUAGGACAGCACAAAAAGAGAAGAGUCCAAAGGCCCUUAAACAAAGGUGGCAAACGUUUGAAAGAACUAUUACAAAGCAGGCGUUGGCAAAGCAGGCUGCAGCUGAAACUGAAAGAGAAAUGGAAAGGCUUUUACAGGAGCGAGAAGAAUUAGGAAGGGAUUUGGAAAGGCUUCAAAAACGGAGAGCUGUUGCUGCUGCUGCAAAUGGUGACACCGCUGAUAUAGACGAAGAAAUUGAUAACGUUAAGAGUAAAAUAAGUUACCUACAGGACAGUAUAGCUGACUGUCAGCGUGAUAUGGUGGAAAUGGGUGAAGUAGAAGGCGAGAGUGAGCCAGGGGCUGAGGUUCUGCUUGCCACGAUCAAGUCAGUUGACGAAGCACGUUAUCUAUUAGAAAGAAUGCUGGCAUUUACUGUGGAACAAAGUUGUAUGGCCGCACAGAGGCAAUCAGAAGUCCGUGAUAUGGAAACUAGAUUGAACCAAGUUUCGCAGGAAAGUGAUGUGCAACAUCAACUACUUGAACAUGUGUUGAGAGAUCGAGAUUUACUUUCACUCACCAAUAACCAUCAAAAUAAUUCUUCUAUCUAUAGUCCCAAUAGUUCAAGAAGUUCUUCGCCAGACAACAAUGACAGCUACAACCAAGUAAUUUCUGGAACUGACGAUAAACAACAGAAAAGCAACAAAGUUCGACGGAGGACCACACAGCCACAGGAGCUACUUUAUGGCGUUGCAGUAGGUUCAGAUACGACGAAAGCGGAUGACGAUCAAAAUCAAAACCACAACCAUCCACUCACAAGGGUACCCAGCGCUCCUGGCAGUCUAAAGGGUUUGGUAUUGACUAGAAGUCAAUACGGAGUUGGAGUCAUUGGUGGCUCACCAACGUUAACUCGUCGUGAUAGUACCUCGCCAAGGCCUCUGCGACGACCCCUCCAUCCUGGGGGAGGCUCCAUGGAACAGGUUGGACUGACGGAUGUAUCAUCACCACCUGGAUCGCCGACUGCUUAUCGUCGAUUCAAUAGUCGAGAAGAAAAUGUAUUUUCAAGGCUGACUGCCAGUAGGCAGCCAUUGCCUUCUGACCCUCAACCUACUAGAGGAGUCAUUUCCCAAUAUCAGGGAAAAGCGCAACCCAGAGCAAUUUUGCAAUGUAGUCAUGUAGCAGAAGGACAUAGCAAGGCUGUUCUUACUAUUUGUGCUACUAAUGAUCGUCUUUUUAGCGGUUCCAAAGAUCGUACAGUGAAAGUUUGGGAUCUGGAAACUGGGCUGGAAAGUCUCACACUGAGUGGUCAUCCAAAUAAUGUUGUAGCGGUAAAAUAUUCUGUUGAACAUCGCCUGCUUUUUAGUAUAUCAGCAGCAUAUGUAAAAGUCUGGGAUUUACGAGCUGGAAACUCUUGUAUCAAAACGCUGUUUUCAUCCGGUCAAGCUCAGAGCGGCCCUUUGGCUCUAUCAACACCAUCUAGAACCCUUCAACUUCCUGUUGGGGAGACGACAAUAAAUGACGUGGCUCUAAGUCUUGACGAGAAAGAACUUUAUACGGCAACUAGUGAUAAAGUUAGAAUAUGGGACUUGCGCAAGUUAACUUACACUGGAAGACUGAGUACAGCUCACACUGCUGCAGUAAUGUGUUUGGCAGUGGCUUCUGAUGGCAGAGUAAUUACUGGUAGCAAAGACCACCUUAUAGCUCUCGUAGAGCCAAAUACUUCUGGGCAAUCUGUUAGCCUUGCACCGCCUCACUAUGAUGGUGUACAAUGCCUGGCUACAUAUGGCUCAACCUUAUUCUCUGGGUCCCGAGACAUGUGUAUUAAAAGAUGGGAUUUAGAAAGAAUGGAAUUAGUUCAAUCGCUCAACAAUGCUCACAAAGAUUGGGUUCUUGGAUUAUGUACAGUAAACCAUGGCUCGGUUCUAAUUUCUGGGUGUCGCGGUGGUUUAUUGAGAGCAUGGUCAGUUCCUCGAGAUCAAUCUGGAGAAUGCAGCCUUUUGGGAGAGGUUCGGGCUCAUAGUUCUGCGAUUAAUGCAGUUGUCACGAAUCAACAACACAUAUUCACGGCUAGCAAUGAUGGCUCCUUGAAACUAUGGCACUACUACAAGAGAGAUCAACGACAACGAAGCAACUCCUUGAGGCGCUGAAUCGAAUCUGCGCGUCAAUUGUAAAUUUUUAGCGAAUUUAUUUUAUAUUCUGUUCAUAGAUCACUAAAAUUAAAUUUAACUCAAUGUAGCAUACAUUUUAUAUUUCUUUGCGUUCCUUAUCAGUUAUGAAACAUAAUCUAAGUGUACUAUUUAAACUUACCAGCAGUAUUUUCUUAUUGAACACGUAUUCAACACUAUUUUAGAUGGCUUGUUGAACUGGAAUUAUACACUAAUAUGUAACUUCAAUGAAAGGAAAAUUAGAAAAUCUCGUUAUCUAUUAAGCCUAAUGCUACUCAGUAUGGAAUAAAGUUAUACAAACAUAGUAAAA